GCAGGCCAAACGAAGGACUGAACCAGCCUUCAAUCCUGUGUACUUUUUGGAAGUGGGAGAGCUUAUGUAGCUUCUACCUUUCCGACCAUCUACGUUUUACUCUAACCGCGGUUAAAAGAGAGAGUAGCGGUAUUUUUUUUUGGGGUCAUAGGAUGGAGGCGAGGAGGAAUGAGGAAGAGGAGGAAGAAGAUGAUGAGGAGGAUUUGGAGCAAUUAAAAGGGAAGAGUUUUUUGGAGCUAUUGGGAGCAGGGGAAGGUGAUCUUCUUAAGAUAAAAAAGAAGGAUGAGGCAGUCAAACCAAAGGAGGGCUUCGUCCUCUGCCUACCUUAUUCUCUCUCAUCCAUUGCCGCCGCCGCCGCCACCACCACUAACUCCUCCUCCUCCCCCUCCACUUGUUCUACAAGAACCCGUAUGCUUUGCUUUGGUGGAGCUGACGAGGACCCCCUUCUAAAUGAGCUUGCCUAUAUAACUAGUGGUUCCUCUCUAUCCACCCGCUCUUCUCCUUGUACUACCAAAUGCGCCAAGUCUAAGGGAUCAAGGAAAGAAAAUACCGCUAGCAGAGGAGGAGGAAGGAGAGGAACCGCCAUCUCCGCGACGUCGUGUGGAACCACGGGCAAGAAGACCAAGGCAGUGGGAAGUAGUAGUCCUCCGAGCAGGAUCAAUAACGUUAAUAUGUGUCCGUUAAGAUGUUGGCUUGUGGUGGAGAGGAAUCAGGUCAAGAAGGAGAAGCUAGGAGAGCGUAUCAGCGCACUGCAGCAACUGGUCUCUCCCUUUGGCAAGUCAGAUACGGCCUCUGUUCUUGACGAAGCUGUGGGAUAUAUCAGGUUCCUUCACGAUCAGGUUCAGGUGCUGAGCUCCCCGUACCUGCAACACCUGACAACGUCCAAACGCCUGCAUGAGAAUGGUGGAGAUGAAGAGGAGUCGAGAGACGACGGUCUUACAAGCCGAGGGCUGUGCCUGGUUCCCGUGUCAUGCACGGAAGACGUGGCCAGCAGCAACGGCGCCGAUAUCUGGUCGCAUCCCAUGGGGAACAACAAGACCUCCUCCUCCAGCCCCAAGCACUAGGUCUCUCUUUUAUUGACCUCUCUCUCUGUGCGCGCGCGCGCUUUCCUCCUCCUCGGGCCUUGUUCUGUCUCUGCUUUUUGUUUUGUUUGCUUUGGCUCCAUGACCUCUUGCUUGGGCUACUGCAUCCAUGUGUCCGUGUUUUGGUUAGAUUGAAAGUUCCCAGAGGUAAAAGCGAGCCAGGAAUAGGAAAGGUGGCGACCUAGAAAUAUGUACAUUUGUGUGCACCCGGAGACAUUACUUGCAGACUUGCGCAACGCUAGCUUUCAGCAGGUGAUCCAGAGUAGGAGUACGCUGCAUGGAAGGUCUUAAUAUCGUCAGUUUGUCAUUUAGGAGAUUAGAUUUUAGCUAGUAAGCUUCAGCUCUUACGUAUUUUGUAACAUGCAACAUGCUCCAGUUUUAAGUAUUUUGUAGAAGGUUGUUGUUAUGCAACCUUCUAUGAAAUGGAUAGUUAUCACCCCAUCUGAU
Messenger RNA from Elaeis guineensis (African oil palm), 1529 nucleotides. RefSeq names its product transcription factor bHLH113. Gene Ontology annotation, biological process: regulation of transcription by RNA polymerase II. Lineage: Eukaryota; Viridiplantae; Streptophyta; Magnoliopsida; Arecales; Arecaceae. Gene Ontology annotation, cellular component: nucleus. The record is from RefSeq and is a predicted model, not a curated record. Gene Ontology annotation, molecular function: RNA polymerase II cis-regulatory region sequence-specific DNA binding; DNA-binding transcription factor activity, RNA polymerase II-specific; protein dimerization activity.